Leptosia nina is the source of this 2016-nucleotide messenger RNA. The record is from the annotation of a GenBank genome assembly. Lineage: Eukaryota; Metazoa; Arthropoda; Insecta; Lepidoptera; Pieridae.
AUGUUGAUUCGAAAAGGUUUUUCGCUGUUGCCCCACAAGCACAACAACUCGAAUGUCAUCACUAUGUAUGAUCCCGUUUACGUCAACACUUGCGUUAGCCGCGGACAAAUAAGCGUCAAGUCCAUCUUCAAACAAUGCCUGCACCCGGAGGCGUGCAGCAAGGACCUAACCCUACCCACAUACUACGCCCGCUUCCACGAUCUGCGCAAAGAGUACGUACGUGCGUACACGCUACGGGCAGUGACGCCGUGCGCGCAGCAACCGUUGCCGCCCCCGGACCACCCCAACUCCUUGCAGGAUAUGCUAAAUUAUUUAGGUAUAGCGCCCUAUACAGGCGAAAAUUUCUACGCGGCUGAAGUAAAAGACAUGGCUGCUAUUAUACAAAGGAUAAUAACUGAUGGUUUCCGGUUAGAGUUACCUGAGACGAUCGACUUAGUUUUAGAGACUGGAAUUUGCUCAAAAGACGAUGAAAUUGAUGGAAAUUGCAUAGUUCGCGCACGUGGUUUGCCCUGGCAGUCGUCGGACCAGGAUAUUGCUAAAUUCUUUCGAGGCCUCAAUGUCGCCAAGGGUGGCGUAGCGCUGUGCCUCUCACCUCAAGGCAGACGCAACGGAGAGGCUCUGGUCCGUUUCAUCUCACAGGAGCACAGGGAUAUGGCGCUCAAACGGCACAAGCAUCAUAUAGGACCGCGGUAUAUCGAGGUAUACCGUGCGAGUGGAGAAGAUUUCCUCUCAGUCGCCGGUGGCGCCACCUGCGAAGCGGCCGCGUUCCUCUCCCGCGGCGCGAAAGUAAUUGUUCGCAUGCGCGGCCUGCCAUACGACGCGACGCCACAGCAAGUUCUGGAAUUCUUCUCAGCCGGCGACGAUCCAGUACAAGUGCUCGAUGGCGAAGACGGCGUAUUGUUCGUUCGGCGAGCAGAUCGGCGAGCAACCGGCGACGCGUUCGUCUUGUUCGCGAACGUGGAGGACGGGCCUAAAGCCCUCGCGAGACAUCGAAAACUUAUUGGGGCGAGAUAUAUAGAGCUGUUUCUGUCUACUAUCGCAGAAGUUCAGCAGGUUCUAAAUCGCUCACUCGAGACCCGUACCAGUCAAAGCAGUACGCCGUCAACAGCCAACCCUCCAGCGGAAGGUCUGCUUCCAGUGGCUUUGGUGCCUCAACACGUCAUCACCUCUGGCACUGCCAAAGACUGCGUGCGCUUGAGAGGUCUGCCCUAUGAGUCGCAAGUGGAACAUAUCCUCAACUUCCUCGACGAGUUUGCCAAAAAUAUUGUGGUGCAAGGGGUUCAUAUGGUGUUCAAUGCCCAGGGCCACCCCAGCGGCGAAGCCUUCAUACAAAUGGACAGCGAAGCCAGCGCCUACCUCUGCGCGCAACAAAAGCACCAUCGCUACAUGACUUUCGGAAAGAAGCAGCGGUAUAUUGAGGUAUUCCAGUGUUCCGGUGACGACAUGAACCUAGUUCUGACCGGAGGCGUCACCCCUGCCACGUCGCCCAAAGUGCUUUCACCCGGUACGUUGAUAUCCCCCCCACCCGCGCCGGCUCCGCGGCUUCUAGCCCAACACAUCGCGCACCAGAACCUCCUCGCGAGACAGCACGAGAACCUUCUUCUCGCCGCCUCCCUCAGACCGCCUAUAUACCCGUUUCUCCCCAAUUACAACCCCGUCCGUUCCCCUAGUCCCUACCUCCCCGUACUCCAACAGAACGUACUGCCAACUAAGAGAACUUACGACCGUGCGUUUACUCCCACGGAGGCGUCGCCCGCGAAGAGGCAAUACGUCCAACCUCCAAUGACACCGAUGUCAUUGCCCGUUUUAUCGUACGCCACGUCUCCGCCGAUUUUCUCGUAUGCCAACACCAGCCCCAUGCUGUCCUCGUACAGUGCGAUGCCGACGGCUCUGCCCACAGGCCUGCCAGCCGGAUACGGCACGGCCCUAUCUGCCGCGUUACCCCCCACCAUGACUUCAUCGUUCCCCGCGUCGUUGUCCAUGUUCCCAACUUACCCUUUUUACCCCGGGGUUUAG